Messenger RNA from Moneuplotes crassus, 845 nucleotides. The record is from the annotation of a GenBank genome assembly. NCBI's taxonomy places the organism in Eukaryota, Ciliophora, Spirotrichea, Euplotida, Euplotidae.
UCAUUAAAGAUAAAUCUAGUAUGGAGGAGCCAAAAUCAUUGAUUCACUACUAUGCGUCGCUGGUCAAUGGAGACUUUUCUGGGUAUUGACUUUGUGAUCUUAAUUUACAAAGUUUGAUAUUUACAGGACUCAAUAUCGAAGCUAUAACUAAAGCCUUGAUGGAUUACCAACAUCUUUGGAAGCUAAGAGACGAAUCUAAUAAAAAUUUCACCUUUCCAUUACAUGGAUUUGGAAUGAACAAUGAUUCAUCGGUGCUAGCUCAAGCCGAGAUGUACUUACAAAAUCAAGGGAAAGGUACUGUAGAUCAUUCCGCUGGGGUCAAAUCUUUGGAAGGGGUACAGACUCCAGGAAAACUGAAGAAAUCUGAGGAGAUAAAGGAAAGCGAUGCUCUUCUUGAAAACCAUCCUUUUGAAAUUGUCUAUAAGUUAAAUAAAUAAGACAAACAGAAAACUUAAGAGGAUUGUUUGUAAGUUUGGCAACUGCAACAAGGUCUUCGAGAAGAAAUGGAACUUCAAGGAUCAUAUCCGCAUGCAUAGGGGGUACACCCCAUAUAAAUGCGACGAAUGCGAUAAGUCCUUUACUCAAAGAGGGAACUUAGUGAAGCAUUUAAGGCAGCACAAGUUUAGAAAUUUGAAAUCAAGAAAGAUUCACAAAUGCGCUCAUUGUCCGAAGUCCUUCACCGAAAAAUACAAUCUUAAGAGUCACAUUAAGAACAGUCAUGGUGAGUAAGCUCACUAACCUAAAUUGGUGGUUGUAGAAAGAGCAGCCUUGUGGGCAAACACUCUUUUGGAUCACCCAGAUUCAUCGUAUGAAUCUUUAAUUGAGACUAUUCAUAUUGUCCAAUU